AUGAACAAGUAGGAGAAAAAAAAAACAUUAGUUAUGAUCCAGAAAAAUAUCAGUAGUGGAUCUUUUAGUUAAAUAAAUGAAUUGAAGGUAUCAGGAAAUCACUUAGAAACCUACUCAUAGCAGCAGUUCAAUUUUAUUCCAGAGCAUAAAACACUCCCAAGAAUUUAAAAAGAUUUUUUUGAUGAUGAAGAAAGAAAUGGUGUGUCAAAAAAGAAAGCCUUUUUAGAUGCAAACAAUUAACUAAAAUACACACUAGAACUAGAAAAAAGGUAUAAUCCACAUUUAAUCCCUCCUGAUUGGAAAACAGCAGAGAGACAUGGAAAAGCUAAAAGAGUUGGCAAAAAUAAAAUGCCAUCAAGUACUUAGUAGGAAGAAAUCUUUGAAGUAUGUCCUUGUUGCGAUUACCAAAUCGACAAAAAUAUUAUUAGUCUUAGAGAAUAAGUAGAUACUCUUUCCUUUUUAGGUUCAGGCUACCCUCUUUUUUUCCAUUAUAUGAAGUAUUGUAUAAUAAUUUUAGGAUUGAUAAUACUGACGUCAGGAGAAUAUAACAUACUCUCAAAUUACUACGGUCACACUUGCUUGUCUAAUAAAGAUAUAAAAAAACUUGAAGCAAAAGGAGUACAUGUAUCUAGUAAAGAAUGUGUAGUAGAUAUUAUAUCUAUCUUUACAAUAGCAAAUAAGAAACAGAAAGUAGACUAUGCUGAUAUUUAGGAUAUACUGAAUUUUACAACAAUUUUGGUUUUGAUGAUAUUGCUAUUUUUCUUUAGAAAAGAACAAAAAGAGAUAGAUUCUUAAUGUGAUAUGGCUGAACUUACUCCUGCCGAUUAUACUAUUUUAGUAAGAAAUUUACCUGUAGAUACUACGAAAAAAGAUAUUAGAGACUUUUUUGAAAAAGGAAAAGAUUUAUUUGGCUAAAACCUAAUAGUGACAGAAGUUAAUUUUGCAUUUGAUUUAUAAGAAAGAGUUGCUAAACAGUAAAACUUGAAAUAAUUAAUUGAAGAAAAAAAGAAAUGCCUUUCUAAAAUGAAAUACGAUGAUGAUUUUAAAGUUGAAGCUGAAAAAUGGGAUAAAGCUCUCGAAAAGGAAUAAAUAAAUUUUGAGCUGAUAAACUUAAAAAUAGAGAAUGACCCAACAAAAUUUACUGGUUAUGCUUUUGUUUCUUUUCAAACAGAAGAUUAGAAGUAAUGUGUUUUACAGUAGGCCUCAAUACCUUUUUGGCUAGAAAUUGUGAACGCCAUUUUCUUUUAAACUAAUGAAUUCAAGAGUCUUAAAUUUAAAGAUGGUUUUAUUGAAGUUAGAGAAGCUCCUGAGCCUCUAGAUAUUAUAUGGGAGAAUUUAAGUCUUAACGAAAGAGUCAAAACUCUUAGAAGACUUCUUAGUUUUUUUAUAACUGUGAUUUUAUUUGUUGUUUGCACUGUUCUAGUCUAUGUGCUUAUAAAGUUUUAAGCAGAUAGUUUAAAGUAAUUUCAUUAAUUGCACAAGGAUGUAACAGACGAAAAGAGCAAAGAUUUUAAUUUAAAAUUACUCUUUUAAGAAUAACUUCCGAGCGCAAUAGUAUCUUUUUGUAUGGUUUGCAUAAACUCAGUAAUUAUUGAAAUUCUCUUCAGAUAAAUUGUUAAAAUCGAAUGCUAUAACACAUAUACCCUUUAUAAUAUUAACCUAGCACAAAAGCUAUCAUUAGCUUUAUUCAUCAACACUGCAUUGAUAACUUGCAUAAUGAGUGUAUAUUACACAAGAAAUGUUUUUGGUAAAGGUGGUCUCAUAUACACAAUAUUUUACUUCUUUGUAGUAAAUGCUGGCUCCUCUUUUAUGUCUCUUCUUUUUGACCCAAUGUUUUAUUUGAAGAAAAUAUUAGUUUGGUGGUUUAAAAGGUAAGGGGCUUAAUGCACUUUAACUUAAGAAGAGGCAAAUAAACUUUGUGAAUUUCCCUUGCAUGAAAUUGAAAUUGGUUAUGUUGAUGUAAUGAAAACAAUGUAUAUCACCAUUUUCUACUCCUCCGUGGUUCCAGUGGGAUUAAUAAUUUCCAUGAUAGGUUUUUGCUUUUACUAUUGGGCUUAAAAGUGGGUUAUUUUAAAGGAAAGAACAGUAGAUAAAUAAAUUAGUAUGAAACUUUCAAUUGAGAUGACAGAAUAUUUGGAAUUUAUAAUUCUUAUUUAUGCCUCAUCUAACUUGCUGUUCAAAUAUUAAACUGUUGGUUAGAUAUCUUAUUUAUAAAUUAUAGGAUUGAUAUUGGGUUUUUGUUAUUCUAUUCUUCCUAUUUAACUUAUUGUUGAAAAGGUAUUCUUUUUUGGGAAUGAAAAUGAAUAAGUAAAUUACGAUGUUGCUUAUCCAUUUUUUGUUACCACUUACUCUAUGUCUAAUCCAAUUACUACUGAAAAGGCAAAGAAAAAACAUUAUUAGAAAGUUAAAUAGUAAUAUUAAGAAAGAGUGGAUGUAUGA
This is a messenger RNA of Tetrahymena thermophila SB210, 2439 nucleotides long. RefSeq names its product kinase domain protein. Lineage: Eukaryota; Ciliophora; Oligohymenophorea; Hymenostomatida; Tetrahymenidae. Gene Ontology annotation, molecular function: calcium-activated cation channel activity; nucleic acid binding. The transcript is spliced from 9 exons. The record is from RefSeq and is a predicted model, not a curated record. Gene Ontology annotation, cellular component: plasma membrane.